AUGUGCAAAAUAGUUUUGAAGUUGCACAAUGAGAGAAAAAAAAACACUGCGACUGUUUCAUUGCCUGUUGUUGACAUUGAUAAGGCGAAAAGGGCGUUUCAAAUUCCUUUUCGAGAUAACAACUUGACAGACAGCUUCUGGAACCACCUUAGCUCGCAGGAAGACUUGUAUGAGAAGAUCGAAGCGAAAUAUUUUCCAUUUUUUGCCAUUCUUCAGAGCUCGGGCUAUGGCAAAUCGAGGCUACUUAUGGAACUGCGACAACAAGGUCAUGGCAAGGCACGUCGCGUGGUUUAUAUAUCAUUUGCUUCAAAACAAGCGUACCCCACGAAUAACGUGACAAUGCAAGCUGACUUGGCACAAAAGGAAGCGAAAAUCGUGGAGAGCGCUUUUGUCAAUUUGUUUCGCUCAGCAGUUGAAUCAGUUGAAGAAGCGACAUCUUUUGAACUCAAGGAUUCUGUGGUCACACAAUCCCCAACGAAACGCACUAGAACACAAGCCGAGUCUAAUGGCAGCGUCUUGAUUGUGAUCGACGAAGCCUCGGAGUUACUACAAAGGCUAACAAACGAUGAUAUUUCGUUUUUCCGGUGCAUGCGAAAGGCGAUGGUCGAAUACAAGCGGCUUGAUGCAUCCUACAAACCGACAGCAGACGACGAUGCAAGAGAACCGAUGAGCACCUAUCUCUUGCACCAUACCCUAGGUUUGCCUUGGAACAGCUGCGAAAAACUCCUGGGGAUGAGCUGCGAAGAGUGCCACCAGCCCGUCAACCUUUUCUCCAUGGGACGACCCCUGUGGAAGGCAUAUUUGUCGAAUGAGGGGGGGAGCACCUCCUUUCUUCUUGACCUUGCGACUAAAAAGCUGCUGCUAGACUCAAAAAUCACGGAGUCAAAAGACCUGAAUGCGUCGCAAAUUCUGGCAUUGUUUGCAUGUCGAGUGUGCUUGACGAUAUCUCCUAUUUCCAUGGUGGCAUCAACGCUGGUGUCAAGUCACAUGGGUACUGCCGUCAAGCUUUCAGAAAGCCGGGAGGAUCUUGUGGUAUCGUAUCCUUCGGAACCAAUUCUUUCGAUCGCAGCAAAGCCGUAUUAUCUGGAAGGGUAUGAUGUCAAAACUGACACUACGAGCGGCAUUGGUUUUCUCCACAAAGGGCUGCCUACGUUGAAGCAGUAUUUUCUGUCCGGAGCCGUCCCGAAGGGGCACAGAGGUGAAUUCAUUGUUCGUUUGUUGAAUAUUUUGGCCAUGGACCGAGCCAUGGUCAGAACCAAGACCGAGAGCAAGGUCUCUGCCUCAGAAGGGUCUGAAGAUCAGCACCGUCCCGCUGUCGUGGAAGUGAAGCUCCGUACUUUUCUGUCCGAGUUCGUUCGCGGCACCGAUCAGAAGCAAAGUCAGGAUUUAUUUCAAGCAUCCGCAUUCGAUGGCGUGGUAUGCUUUACGCACUUUGUGUAUUUGUCGCGUUCAAAAGGCUCCGACAAACUAAUCACACCAGAUCUAUUGCGCUGUGCAUAUCGACGAACCGCUGCAAUUGUCGUAGAUGAUGGCCGCAAGGGUAUUGACUGGUUGAUCCCCGUUCGUUUAGGAUCCGACAAGUUUACGGCCCUUGCGGGACAAGAUAAGAAUCGUAUUGGAGAUUCGUUGCAUACCCUCCAGCCAUUGUCCAACGACGCAACACAUCACAAAAUGACACCACUGUACUUUCUUACAGAAGCGGAACAGGAAGAGUUCAGAAGAGCAGAGGUGUCAUUUGAUUGGCCUGCGGUUGUAUUUGCCAUUGGUGGAAACGAGAUGGAAAGUGGUUUAGCCCAAAGCGGAGAUAUGGCAUUACGUUCUGGCAUUUCUAAUGAAGUGAGAGCGCCCUGUGUUAUCUUCACCGGUCUUGGAUACACCAAGCUCAUGGAUGAUGAUUGCAAUACGCUGCUGACUGAGCUUCGUGACUUUGUGAUUGACGUGCCCGAGCACUACAGACAAAACUCACCAUUGACAUUCUUUGGUGACCGCUAUUGUAGCACUGUAUCUGAAGCGAUGUCUGUUGAUGAAGCUGAGGAGAGCUAG
Molecule: messenger RNA, 2043 nt
Organism: Cylindrotheca closterium
Lineage: Eukaryota; Bacillariophyta; Bacillariophyceae; Bacillariales; Bacillariaceae
Source: the annotation of a GenBank genome assembly